UUCCAGUCAUAUUUCCCGGCAGGACUUGCUCGACAUAAUUAUCCUACUCAGAAGCCAAUCAUACAAGUCAGAACAUCAAAUGAAGAACCGACGUAUCGUUGGUCCGCUAGAUCAGCGUAAAAAGUUAACCCGCUGCCAAUCAUGUGCAAGGAGACGCAUCAAGUGCCAAGGGGGCACACCCUGCGAAUAUUGCGUCCGUAUGAAGAAACACUGCCAGCCACAAGCUGUUGCAAUGUCCGAGCUGAAGUUUGUCAGCCACUCAGUGCUUCAACAAAGGAGCAAGCUACAGCCGCAAAUCAGCGAGAAGCCCGACAGUACAUACUUGAAGACCUUCUUCUUGUUUCUUCAACGUUGUGAAUUCACACCCGAGUUCGCAAAUUUAGGCUCUGACUUUCUGCCUCUGAUUCAAACAUGUGCACCACUGCGAGAGGCAACAGUUGCGAUUGCUGCCCUGGAAAUCAGUAGAUCCCCGAAUGCAAGGUCUUUCGAUGAGCUUCCAUCCCCAUACCACUUCGCAUUGAAAUCAUAUAGCAAGUCACUUGCAAGCCUUCAGCACUACCUCCGAUCACCAGACGCCUUACAUUGCCAAGGUGUUCUUUGGUGUACAUUACUUCUUGGCUUGUUCGAGUUGAUGAUUGAAGUGUCUGGAGGCCAGUGGGCUAAACAUAUGCUCUAUGGCACAUCGAGGAUAUUUCAGCUUUCUGGGGCGGAGAGUCGUUCCGAUUAUCUCGGCUGUCAGUCUUUUGAAACUUUCAGACUGUUAGAGGGAAAUCGAGCAAUUCUCUAUGGUGAAGACACUGUUUUAUCCGACUAUCAGUGUAUGGACCGACAUGGAUCUCAUAGCAUGGCAUCAUCAAGCCCAUUAGACGAAAUCCUUGAUUUUAUGGUGAAGGUUUCUUCUUUCAGUAAAAGUUUUUUCUACCAAAUUGAGUCAAUUUCAGAAUACCAGCGACACAGUCAUCCGGAUCUGGACAUACUGGCGUCAAAAAGUUGUCGUUUCCAGUACGAACUUCAGUCUUGGUACUCCCAACGCAGAGCAUCCAUGAAGUCAGCUGGACCGUAUGGAAAGCUUGCAUUGGCAAAUUACCAUGCCCUUCAGUUGUUUCUCUGCAGGAACUUCACUUUCUAUGACUGCUGGGACAUGAGAAUCAUCCCUGUCCUUACUUCUAGUGAGAUUGAAACUCAUGUCACUGGUGUGAUUUCUCAUUGCUCUGAAGUCCUUGAACAUUCUCACAUCGCUGGAGUGUUGGCGAUAUUUCCACUCCGAAUGGCGGGUGCGAACUCUACGGAUUCCCGAGAGAGGAAGGAGAUUAUAAGGCUGCUGGACUUAAUAUCACAGAAAGGAUUUGUUGUGUCGGGGAGGAUCAAGGUUGAUUUAGUGGAGCUAUGGGAAUAUUACUACUUGAACAGUAAAGUAGGGGACUCGGUCUAAACGGCUUGAUAUGUAGAUUUAAGCUUUCAGGUCAUAAGCCUAAAC
This is a messenger RNA of Fusarium redolens, 1477 nucleotides long. RefSeq lists its product as uncharacterized. Gene Ontology annotation, molecular function: DNA-binding transcription factor activity, RNA polymerase II-specific; zinc ion binding. Gene Ontology annotation, biological process: regulation of DNA-templated transcription. The record is from RefSeq and is a predicted model, not a curated record. The transcript has 4 exons. NCBI's taxonomy places the organism in Eukaryota, Fungi, Ascomycota, Sordariomycetes, Hypocreales, Nectriaceae. The coding region runs from base 80 to 1432 and encodes 450 amino acids.